CCAAUAAACCAAACGGAACCAAAGACUCCUCAGAUCUCUCUCUACACAUUCAAUCAUCGCCUUCAAUUUCUCCGAUGGCCUCCGCCGCCGACGAUUCCGGUACAAUCGCGCCACCAGUUCCUCCGCCCAAUAUUUUCAACGAGGAUGAGGAUCUUCUCGACGAUGAGGACGAUGACGACAGCGAAGACGAAUCCGCCUCAUCGGCGCCGGAUCGCGGUGUUCCGUCGUCGGUUUCGGUUUCGUUGGAGCAAGUAACGGUCGCCGUCCCCGGAGUGCCGGUGAUGCGCGUGGAUCAGGACCUCCACCACCACCAGCAGCAUCAGCAUCAGCAGCCGGAGAUCGUCGUCGCGAAGAAGCCGCCGCCGCCGGACGAAUCGCGGAAGCUAUUCCAGAGAUUGUGGACUGACGAGGAUGAAAUUGAGCUCCUUAAAGGCUUCCUCGAGUACACCACACAGCGCGGCGGACCCCAUAGCUCUUCCUCUCACCACCACCACGACACGACCGCGUUCUACGACCAGAUCAAGAGUAAAUUCCAACUCGAUUUCAAUAAAAAUCAACUCGUUGAGAAGCUACGGAGGCUCAAGAAAAAGUACCGCAACGUCAUCAACAAAUUCGGCGCCGGCAAAGACUACGCCUUCAAAAGCCCUCACGAACAGACCACUUUCGAAAUCUCUGCCAAAAUUUGGGGCAACGCCGGCGUCAAUUUCAACGGUGCGCCCGCUUUCCGGGGAUUCCCCGCUCCAAUCGACGAAGACGACGAGGAAUCGCAUAUUCCCCACUUCAUCGAUUGCCAAAGCCCUAACCCUAAUGGCAUUGAUGUAAAUAGCAAAACCCCAAGAUCGAGGAAGCGCAGCCGCCCCGGCGCUGUGAAAUUGGAGGAGAAACAUCACCAAUAUCACCACCACCACCACGCCUUCAACAGCAAUCCCCUCAACAAUCAACCGCCGCCUAUGCCGAUGCCGCCGCCGAUGGCUCCACCUCCGGCGAUGGGCAUGGGCUUAACAGGAUCAUUAACGGGCGUGGUUGAAGAGGCUGUGAAGAAUUGCUUAUCCCCAAUACUGAAGGAAUUGCUUGGCAACUCUUCUGGCUACAUUCCAAACGCCGCCGGUCUGUGCUGCGGCCAUGGCUAUGGACUGUCAUUAGGUCCGAUGCCUUUGGGUCUUUCCGGCGCCGUCGGCGGCGACAAAUUGGUGGAUCCGAAGUGGAGGAAGCAGCAGAUACUGGAGCUGGAGGUUUUCUCGAAGCGAUUGGAGUUGGUUCAAGAACAGAUUAUUGAACAAUUGCACGAGCUUAGGUCGAUUGGGAAUUGAUAAAGAAACACCAUUUGCAUUAGUAAUUCCAGGUGGUGGUGGCGGUUAAUAACGACUGGGGAUUCGUCCGGAUCGUUCGUGGCUUGCUUAUUUCGUCAUUGCAUAUGUGCAGGUAGUUUGACAUGUAUAUUAGAAACUAUUUAGAUAAAGAAAUAAGUAGUUGAUGUGUUUAUGACUCAUGCUGCAUAACAUGGAAAAGAUCGAAAUUUGAUGAGGAGGAUGAUGAUUAUGUGUUUGAGUUUAAACUUAUUGGCCCGUAAAUGUAUCCCUCAUAUCUCUGCUACCUCUCGUUACGAAUGUUGAGGAUGGGGCUUUAGAUUCUUGUUUAUUACAUGGAUGCUUGUUGUUAUUGCUGUGUAUUAGCCUUACUUUGGGAUGAAAUUUAGGCGAUGUUUUCAGUUAAGCUCGUAGAGACAAGGAUCUUUUAUGUAAUACUGUUUUCUCAUUAAUACAUAUUAGUUUGCUAAA
Messenger RNA from Andrographis paniculata, 1778 nucleotides. Its product is annotated as probable transcription factor At3g04930. The transcript has 2 exons. Gene Ontology annotation, cellular component: nucleus. Bases 75 to 1310 code for a protein of 411 amino acids. Gene Ontology annotation, biological process: regulation of DNA-templated transcription. The record is from RefSeq and is a predicted model, not a curated record. NCBI's taxonomy places the organism in Eukaryota, Viridiplantae, Streptophyta, Magnoliopsida, Lamiales, Acanthaceae.